Molecule: messenger RNA, 1256 nt
Organism: Paramecium sonneborni
Lineage: Eukaryota; Ciliophora; Oligohymenophorea; Peniculida; Parameciidae
Source: the annotation of a GenBank genome assembly
AUGAAUUAAGAAUAAAAAUAUUAACAUGAUUAUACAGUUGAUAUAAAGGAAUUAUAAGUGAUAAAUAGGCAAUAAUCUUUGGUUUGGAAUACAAUGAUUGAAUCAUAUCAAAAAAAAUUGAAUCACUUAUAAAAGAAGCUUAUGAUAGAAAAAGCUUAAAAAAAUUUCAACUAGAGUCAAUAAGAAAUAAAUUAAUUGUAUAAAAAAUAAUGUCAGGCUGCAGCAGACUCUUAUGAACUUGAUUUAUUUGAAAUAAGAAAAGCAGAACUUAAUAAAAGAUUUGAUUUGGAAAAAGCUAUAUUAAAUGAAUAGUUAAAUGAAAAUAAAAAAACUUAUGAAUAAAUUAAAUAAAAACAAUAACCACCUUAAUUAGAAAAGCCUAAAGAAUGUUAAUUUAUUACAGGGGCUUAUUCUGAUUAUACUUUGGUACUUGCAUUACGUAAAUCAAUUAAUUAAUGUGAAUAAAUUAAUUAGAAAACAUUUAUUUCUCUUUAAAGUUUUUACCCAGAAUGCUAUAUAUCAAAUUUCUAAGAUUGUGAAAACAUAUCUGUGAUUGCUAUAAAAGACAUUAGCCAUCAAGCAACAAAAAAUUCAAUUAAAAAUAACUUAAUUUUAGCAAAUGCAGAUUAUAAAAUUUUAAAUUGUUACAAAGUUAGUUACGACAAAGAAAAGCUUAAUAAAGAUUUGAUUUUUUAAGAAGAGCUAGACCAUAAUAUUGAUUUAAUUCAUAUAACAAAUACUUAAUAAAUAAUAGUAAAAAAUUAUCAAAUUAAUAGGCUAUCAGUAAACUUCGUGGUUUUAUUUAUUUAUUAAAUAAAAAUUAUAAAUAACUCAUAUAUUAAGGAGACCAUGUAAUUGGUGAAUCUGUAUAUUAUGAAAAAGAAGAUAAGUUAAGAGUGUUUAAUCAACAUAAGAUAGUAACAAUUUCAAAUUUGUAAACAAGGCCAAAAUAUGAUGAAUUGCUAACAGAUCAAUACAAAGCAUUAAUCUAUUUUUAAACAAAUUUACCUAAUUUUCAUUUACAGUAUAUUUAACAUCCAUAGAUAAUUAAUGAUCAAUAUUUUGUAUAUGUGAAGUAGCAAAAUAAAAUAAGAAUUUAUGAUUAUUAGUUUUAAUAAAAGAAGUAGUUUAAGGUUCAAACUUAAAAUAUUUAAGUUGAGUUUCUCAAUUUUUUUGCAAAGACUAAUAAAAUAGUGUUUUGUGAUAGUUAAGGAUAAACAUAUAAAGUGGAAAAAUUUACAAAUCUUAUUGGGUGA